GCGCAUGCGUACAUACUAUAGUGACGAAAGGUUAGCAAUUUUUAGAUGGUUCUUUUUCUAUAACACAUAAAGAACUUUUUAUUUUUAUUCAGCACUCCGAUUUUGGUGGUGGCACUUUUGUUAUUUCAACAUGUUGCAAUUUCUGGCUGGCUUCACCAUUGGGAAUGUUGUAGGGAUGUACCUUGCUCAAAACUAUGAUGUUGUCAACAUUGCCAAGAAAAUUGACGAAUUUAAAAAAGAUGUCGAGGCCAAGAAGAAACCACCCUCAGGCUGAGAGAUGUCGGACCACAAUCCAAAGACUUUAUUUAUUGUACAGGGUUAAGUUUUUGAUGAGUGUAACGAUUGAUUUAUAAAAGAAAAUAUGUAAGAAUUUACUGCGUGGAGGUGUUAAUGGCAAGUUAAUUUUUAAUAGUAUGGAUACAACUGGAGGCAUAGACCAUGAUUAGAAUUAUAAGUUCAUGUUCAGUUUUAUGGCAUUGCAGGUUGGCAUCUUGGAUGCUACAGUGUCCAGUUGGCAUCCUUGUACCCCAUUUAUUUAUGGUGCACAAUAAUGUUUUUAUAAGAGUAUUUCAAGGCUUGCCAACAAGAAUUUGCCAACUGUUACAUGCAUAAAAAGAACUAUAGAUCAGUCUUACAAUAAAGUUGCUGACGUAUAAAAGUUCCCACUUUAUGCCUUACAAUUUUCAAAAAGUAACUCAAUACCAGUCUAAUGUCAUCCAUGACAGCAAAUUGGUCCAGUGCAAUUACUAAAUUACUUUUUUUAUGUACAUCUCACUGACAAUAAAAUCCUACUUUGUAUUGUU
This is a messenger RNA of Periophthalmus magnuspinnatus, 803 nucleotides long. RefSeq names its product short transmembrane mitochondrial protein 1 (gene stmp1). Bases 131 to 274 code for a protein of 47 amino acids. The record is from RefSeq and is a predicted model, not a curated record. Lineage: Eukaryota; Metazoa; Chordata; Actinopteri; Gobiiformes; Gobiidae. The transcript has 3 exons.